This is a messenger RNA of Vicia villosa (hairy vetch), 573 nucleotides long. RefSeq names its product protein FAR-RED IMPAIRED RESPONSE 1-like. The coding region runs from base 1 to 573 and encodes 190 amino acids. Lineage: Eukaryota; Viridiplantae; Streptophyta; Magnoliopsida; Fabales; Fabaceae. Gene Ontology annotation, biological process: regulation of DNA-templated transcription. The record is from RefSeq and is a predicted model, not a curated record. The transcript has a single exon. Gene Ontology annotation, molecular function: zinc ion binding.
AUGGAUUUUGAUGAUGAUGCCGCUGCGAAUGUUUAUAUGUCGGUCGAAGAAGUUCCAGAAAACCUUCUUCCUAAUGAUCAAGAUCCUUUGCGACUUGAUGAGAGGGUUGUUACUGUAGAUAUUGGGAAUAAGAUUUUUACUUGUACAUGUCGUAUGUUCGAGAACCGGGGAUUCUUAUGUCGCCAUGUUUUAAAGAUAUUAGACUGCUUAGGGAGUUCUGUCCAAUACCAGUCCUUGAACUCCAUACCUGACCACUACAUAUUGAAGCGUUGGACUAAAGGAAUUCGUCCAUCCCUUGAUGCUUUAAAACCCAUCAGUAUUGGAGGUAUUCAAGAUACUACUUUUGCACAAAGAUAUCAACAAGCUUAUGGUGUUAUGCUUCAGAUUAUAACCCGUGUUUGCAUGGACCCUGAUGCGUGCCAAUUUUUUCUUAAUGCUACAAUUGAAUGUGGGAAGCAAGCGGAAGAGUUGAUUGUUGCUAAAGGUGUUUCUGGUCAACCUUCAUCUUCCAGGUCUGCAUCUUGCAAAGAUACUAGUAUUUCUGAACCUUUUGUAGUUGAUUCUAGUGCAUGA